UGUUUAUGUUUUUGCUAACCCUCUCUGGGAUCGCUGUGGUUACCCGGCCACCCUGGGAUUUUAUUUUGGCUGGAUUACAUACACCCUGAGACUUUGAUGAGGUGAGGAGCUAGCAUCGAAAGUCCUGCUGGUAGUUUUUGCUCUGAGAAUCCGUGUCUUCUCCUCUUGGACACCAUGGGAAACAGUGCCUUGAAAGCCCACAUAGAGACAGCACAGAAGACCGGCGUAUUUCAGUUAACAGAAAAGGGUUUACCAGAGUUCCCAGAGGAUCUGCAGAGACUGGUAGGAAACCUACGGACAAUUAAUCUGUCCAGUAACAAGAUAGAAGUGUUGCCACCGUGGAUGGGGAAAUUCAACGUUCUCAAAAGCUUGUCACUGAACCAUAACAGACUGAACAGACUCCCAGAAGAACUGUGCAAGCUGAAAAAGUUGGAAACUUUACAUCUUUCCGGGAACCAAAUUAGCCAGCUGCCGGCUGAUUUUGGCCAGCUUUCUGCAUUAAAGACCCUAAACCUCUCCGGAAACCAACUGCGAGCUAUACCGUCCCAGCUCUGCACCCUGCGUCACCUGGAUGUAGUGGACCUUUCCAAAAACAAGAUUCAGGCUAUACCAGACGAGGUUUUGGGAGUGCAAGCCAUCGAAAUAAACUUAAAUCAGAAUCAGAUAUCUCAAAUCUCUGUGCAGAUUUCACACUGUCCACGUCUCAAGGUUCUUCGUCUGGAGGAGAACUGCCUGGAGCUCAGUAUGUUACCCCAGAGUAUUCUUAGUGACUCACAGAUAUCCCUUCUUGCAGUGGAGGGAAACCUUUUUGAAAUAAAAAAGCUCAGAGACCUGGAAGGCUAUGAAAAGUACAUGGAACGGUUUACAGCGACCAGGAAGAAGUUUGUAUGAAUAGAAAGUACACCAGAUAGACUUUUAUGGCGACACCAUGCCUAAAGCCAGCCAAGCCCUGGAUGUACCGUUUACAGCUUGCAAAGCCCCAGUUUACCAAGAGCCAAACACUAAAGUAUCUACACUCUUAUGGGACACAUUUAAAGACCGCUAGCUGAACAUUUAACAAACCGGUAGUAUCCUUCCAGCUAUAGAGUGAAGCAAUUGCCGAGUCUGUUUAAAGGGGACCUUACAUCGAGCAGAUCUAAGAGUAGGAAUAUUGUAUAUGUAUGAAUGUAAUAUAAACAUUUUCUAAAGGUUAAUAUAAAGCAAUGGCUUAAUGGUUUUUAAUGCAGCCGAUGACCGCAAGUACAGUAAACUGAAUUAGAGUUAAUUAUUUGCUUGGAUACAAGUUUAUAUCCAUCCAUUUCAGCACAUUAUGGGAAUGAAAAUAAACUCACAUGUUAAUAUGGGGAA
Messenger RNA from Pelobates fuscus (common spadefoot toad), 1347 nucleotides. RefSeq names its product leucine rich repeat containing 57 (gene LRRC57). Lineage: Eukaryota; Metazoa; Chordata; Amphibia; Anura; Pelobatidae. Gene Ontology annotation, molecular function: protein binding. Bases 175 to 891 code for a protein of 238 amino acids. The transcript is spliced from 6 exons. The record is from RefSeq and is a predicted model, not a curated record.